Molecule: messenger RNA, 1206 nt
Organism: Cricetulus griseus (Chinese hamster)
Lineage: Eukaryota; Metazoa; Chordata; Mammalia; Rodentia; Cricetidae
Source: RefSeq, a predicted model, not a curated record
CCACUGUCACCACGCACAUGGUGGCGGGCGCCGUGGCAGGGAUCCUGGAGCACUGCGUGAUGUACCCGGUCGACUGCGUCAAGACCCGGAUGCAGAGUCUACAGCCUGACCCAGCUGCCCGCUAUCGAAACGUGUUGGAGGCUCUCUGGAGAAUUAUAAGAACAGAGGGCCUGUGGAGGCCCAUGCGGGGGCUGAAUGUCACAGCAACAGGCGCGGGGCCUGCCCACGCCCUCUAUUUUGCCUGCUACGAAAAGUUAAAAAAGACAUUGAGUGAUGUAAUCCACCCAGGGGGCAAUAGCCAUAUUGCCAAUGGUGCAGCCGGAUGUGUGGCCACGUUACUUCAUGAUGCAGCCAUGAAUCCAGCGGAAGUGGUCAAGCAGAGGAUGCAGAUGUACAACUCACCGUACCACCGGGUGACAGACUGUGUACGGGCAGUGUGGCAAAAUGAAGGGGCCGGGGCCUUUUACCGCAGCUACACGACCCAGCUGACCAUGAAUGUCCCCUUCCAAGCCAUCCACUUCAUGACCUAUGAGUUCCUGCAGGAGCACUUUAACCCCCAGAGACGCUACAACCCCAGCUCCCACGUGCUCUCCGGAGCCUGCGCAGGAGCAGUAGCUGCCGCUGCCACAACCCCACUGGACGUUUGCAAAACACUGCUCAACACCCAGGAGUCCCUGGCUUUGAACUCAAACAUUACAGGACAUAUCACAGGCAUGGCUAGUGCCUUCAGGACGGUUUAUCAAGUAGGCGGGGUGACUGCCUACUUCCGAGGGGUGCAGGCUAGAGUAAUUUACCAGAUCCCCUCCACGGCCAUCGCAUGGUCUGUGUAUGAAUUCUUCAAAUACCUAAUCACAAAGCGACAAGAAGAGUGGAGGGCAGGCAAGUGAAGAAGGGACACUGAGGGGACCAGGGUCCCACAGCCCUGCUGUUCCUGCCCCCUCAGCACCUUUGUCUCCUGGCAUGAUCCAGUUGCUACUGGAGUUGGACGAGAGGAGAGCGCUUUCUCCAGGCUCUAGUUGGCUAACACUAGUUCUUGCCAACGUCUGUUACCACCAUCGUCUUUCCUUCUGGGCCCGCAGUGAGUUCAGCAAAGCCUGCCUCAGUACCUCGAUGACCUACAUCCUGGACCUGGCGGCCUGCUCUAGAUACAGAGGGAUAAGCAGCGCAUUCCCUUGGUUCCCAAUUAAAAAAAGUCUUUAAAUGUUG